This is a messenger RNA of Microthlaspi erraticum, 366 nucleotides long. Lineage: Eukaryota; Viridiplantae; Streptophyta; Magnoliopsida; Brassicales; Brassicaceae. The record is from the annotation of a GenBank genome assembly.
AUGGCGAGUUUCAAGAUUUGGGCUCUUCAAGUCAUCACUGAGAAAGGAAGCCUCAAGCGCAUACGCAGUGAUCAUGGGGGAGAAUUUCAGAAUGAGGUCAUGACUAAGUUCUGCAAUGAACAAGGCAUAGCUCACCAAUUUUCAGCGCCUAGAACACCACAGAUGAAUGGAGUAGUGGAGCGAAAGAACAGAACACUUCAAGGAAAUGGCGAGAGCAAUGAUCCAUGGAGGAAACAUUCCUGUGAAAGCCACGAAAUCCACCUUGAAGCACUGGAAGAUGCAGAUUGGAUCAUCUCCAUGGAAGAGGAACUAGAGGAGUUCGUGAGAAACGAUGUAUGGGAACUGUGCCACUACCUGAUGGUGUGA